GAAUGUGUCUUUUGUUUUGUAGGCUAAAGAAAUUUUGACAAAAGAAUCUAAUGUACAAGAAGUGCGAUGUCCAGUCACAGUCUGUGGAGAUGUCCACGGACAAUUUCACGACCUCAUGGAACUUUUCAGAAUUGGAGGCAAAUCACCAGACACAAACUAUUUGUUUAUGGGGGACUAUGUUGACAGAGGCUAUUAUUCAGUGGAAACAGUCACAUUGCUUGUAGCUCUUAAGGUCCGUUACCGCGAACGUAUCACAAUUCUCCGAGGGAACCACGAAAGCAGGCAAAUCACACAAGUCUAUGGGUUCUAUGAUGAAUGUUUAAGAAAAUACGGAAAUGCAAAUGUUUGGAAAUACUUCACAGACCUUUUUGAUUACCUGCCUCUAACUGCCUUGGUGGAUGGCCAGAUUUUCUGUCUACAUGGUGGCCUCUCUCCAUCGAUAGAUACACUGGAUCACAUCAGAGCACUUGAUCGCUUGCAGGAAGUUCCCCACGAGGGUCCAAUGUGUGACUUGCUAUGGUCAGAUCCAGAUGAUCGUGGUGGCUGGGGAAUUUCUCCUCGAGGUGCAGGUUAUACAUUUGGACAGGAUAUUUCAGAAACCUUUAACCAUGCCAAUGGCCUUACGUUGGUUUCAAGAGCUCAUCAGUUGGUAAUGGAGGGGUAUAACUGGUGCCAUGAUCGGAAUGUAGUAACAAUUUUCAGUGCUCCAAACUAUUGUUACCGUUGUGGCAACCAGGCUGCAAUUAUGGAACUUGAUGAUACUCUAAAAUACUCCUUUUUGCAGUUCGACCCGGCGCCGCGCAGAGGGGAACCGCAUGUGACCCGCCGCACCCCAGACUACUUCCUUAAUACUGGAGUGCAGUUCCUGCUGUUGGAGAAGCUGUGACCUCAGGAGGGGGCUGAAGGAUAAAUGUUCAUUCAGGAAAAAUGGUCUGUAAGAAGAGGCAAGUGCAAUCACAGCUUUGAAUUUCAGA
Manacus vitellinus (golden-collared manakin) is the source of this 974-nucleotide messenger RNA. RefSeq names its product protein phosphatase 2 catalytic subunit alpha (gene PPP2CA). Gene Ontology annotation, cellular component: cytosol. Gene Ontology annotation, biological process: peptidyl-serine dephosphorylation; mitotic cell cycle. The transcript has 7 exons. The coding region runs from base 116 to 886 and encodes 256 amino acids. NCBI's taxonomy places the organism in Eukaryota, Metazoa, Chordata, Aves, Passeriformes, Pipridae. Gene Ontology annotation, molecular function: protein serine/threonine phosphatase activity. The record is from RefSeq and is a predicted model, not a curated record.